AUGCAUCCAUGCUCUGUCUCUCCACUUAGAAUGCUAGCUGACUUCUUCAGCUGUCGCAAGACUAUCUCCUACAGGGCCUGCCUAGCACAGCUAUUCUUUCUCCACUUUGGAGGAGCUGAAAUCUUCCUGCUCAUUAGCAUGGCCCUUGACAGGUACGUGGCCAUCUGUAAGCCACUACGCUAUGCCACCGUGGUAAACAGAAGGGUCUGCUUGGCCUUAGUGGUGGACGCCUGGGCAGGGGGAUUCAUGCAUUCCAUUAUCCAAGUCACCCUCAUUGUUGCUCUCCCCUUCUGUGGCCCCAACAAGCUGGACAACUUCUUCUGUGACAUUACCCAGCUGAUCAAGCUGGCCUGCUCUAACACCUACAUCUUGGAAUUCAUCAUGUUCUUCAACAGCGGCCUGGCCGCCUUCAUGUGCUUCCUCCUCCUGCUGAUCUCCUACAGGGCCCUGCUGGUCCAGCUGAGGGCAAGCUCCUCCCAUGGAAAGAGCAAAGCAGCCUCCACCUGUGUCACCCACAUCAUCAUUGUGUUUGUCAUGUUCGGCCCAGCCAUCUAUGUCUACUGCCGGCCCUUCCGUAGCUUCUCCAUGGACAAGGUGGUGGCCGUGUUCCACACCAUGGUCUUCGCCCUCAUGAAUCCCAUGGUCUACAUGCUGAGGAAUAGGGAGAUUCUCAGUGCUAUGAAGAGGCUGCUGGACAGAUCUGGCCUCUGGAAAGGAAAAUAG
Molecule: messenger RNA, 723 nt
Organism: Alligator sinensis (Chinese alligator)
Lineage: Eukaryota; Metazoa; Chordata; Crocodylia; Alligatoridae
Product: olfactory receptor 4N2-like
Exons: 1
Coding region: 1-723 (240 amino acids)
Biological process (GO): G protein-coupled receptor signaling pathway
Cellular component (GO): membrane
Molecular function (GO): G protein-coupled receptor activity; olfactory receptor activity
Source: RefSeq, a predicted model, not a curated record